Messenger RNA from Knipowitschia caucasica, 468 nucleotides. The record is from the annotation of a GenBank genome assembly. Lineage: Eukaryota; Metazoa; Chordata; Actinopteri; Gobiiformes; Gobiidae.
AUGGUUUGUUCGUGUUGGGUACCUGGAUGUACUAACAGAGCAAAUGGGACUGAUAAAGUAGGCUUCUAUUCUAUCCCAAGUGUCCGAGUGCAUGAGGGAGAUUUCACCAAAUCACUGAGUGAGGAACGCCGACGACUGUGGUUAGCUAGUGUCAACAGGAAGGAUGAACCUACGAAAUUCUCGAAAAUCUGCUCCAGUCACUUCAUCACAGGUCACCCUUCUAGUAUGUAUGAACGAUCCAACCCAGAUUGGGCACCAACAUUGAAGCUUGGGGAAAUGCUGACCCCUACCAAAUCCCAAAAAAAACAAGCGGAGAUUGAGACUAAACAAAAAAGAUUUCAGAGAGUGAUGAAAAGACAAGAAACAAAAGAGAAGCACCAUGCUGCAAGAUGGGCAUUUUACUUCGACAAGACCCACACCGCAGCAGUCACACUGUACAAUUCCAUCAGGAGUGGCACCAACAUGUGA